AUGUUCUUGGGCCGUCCAAAGUUUGCACCCUCUGCGGUAGCGGGUGCCAUUUUUGGUUUGGCAGUUAUGCUGCUAGUUGAUGGCAUCAUUACGGCACAACAUGAGGCGAACGUUGCGCACCACGUCACUUUCACGAUGUUUAUGCCUGCACUUUUAUCCGUAGUUGGUUUUUUUGUGAUGAUUCUUAUCUCUCCUGUGGAGGUGAAAAACGAUGUGCCAAGGGCCAAAGCAGGGCUUUUUAUUAGUUGGAUUCUUUGUUUUGGCUCCUCUGUCGCCGCGCUUGUAUUGUGCAAGUUGAAGUUUGCGGGGCUGCAGGAGCGUGAGCGUUCCGUUCCGGGGGUGGCGGUGGUGGGUUUUACUAGUCUUACGCCACUUGCCGGUGCCAUCCUUUGGUGGGGCAAGCAGUCGUUGCUAGACGACUAUUAG
Messenger RNA from Trypanosoma cruzi, 426 nucleotides. RefSeq lists its product as uncharacterized. NCBI's taxonomy places the organism in Eukaryota, Euglenozoa, Kinetoplastea, Trypanosomatida, Trypanosomatidae. The transcript has a single exon. The record is from RefSeq and is a predicted model, not a curated record. Gene Ontology annotation, biological process: late endosome to vacuole transport via multivesicular body sorting pathway; protein targeting to vacuole. Bases 1 to 426 code for a protein of 141 amino acids.